Messenger RNA from Opisthocomus hoazin, 6006 nucleotides. The record is from RefSeq and is a predicted model, not a curated record. Lineage: Eukaryota; Metazoa; Chordata; Aves; Opisthocomiformes; Opisthocomidae.
AUGGCUUCUCAAGAAUUUACCGUACUAUACACUCACCAAAAAAUGAAAAAAUCAAAAACAUGGCAAGAUGGAAUUCUGAGGAUUAGAACUGGCAGCAAUAAGGCUAUCUUGUUUGAUGAUAAAGGACAAUGUUUGGAGAGUAUUUUUAUAAAAUCUCAGGUGAAUGCUGGAGAUAAUUUAGAAAGUGAACGAUAUUUGAUCACAGUUGAAGCAGUAAAAGUGAAUGAAAAAUCUUUUGAAGAUCAGCCAAGGAGAUCAGAAACUCCAGCAGUGGACAGAAAUGGUGUAAAACCUGGUGUUCUGCCUCCAAGACAUCUGUCUGUCGGCUUGAAGAGGAAGUUUACAGGUUUCCAAGGACCACGCCAAGUUGGAAAGAAAAUAUCAAUGAUGGAGGAUGGAGAAAACCCAACAAUGUUGCCUUUAUCUAAGCAGUGUCAGGGUACUCUUCCAUCCAAGUUUUAUAUUACCUCUCCAUUAUUUUCUACGAUUUGCAAGAAGGAUGCAGAAAUAAAUCUGCCUGCAGACUUUCAUGAAGAUGUGUGUACGGGUAAUGAUAGAGAACACAUGUCUCUCUCCUCACUGCUUUCAGUUCCGCUUCUUGACAGAUGCAAGGAGACAGAGAAGCAAAACUCUGAUCAGUCCGUUGUGAGGCCAGAAUCUCCUCUAAUUACUAGCCACACCAAAUCUCGUAGUCAGACAGCCGCUGACGGGGCAGUGUCACAGAACAUCAGGAGCACAGCACAGAUAAUAGCUCUUUUAAAGUCUAAACCAACGCGAGGAUGCAGAGAGCAAACAGCAUCUGAAGUCACAGAAUGUCCUUCUAGGUUUUGGGCAUCAGAAAACACGGAUAGUUUAUACAAGAGCAAAAGCACAAUACUACCUGCUUUUUCAGGCAACCCUGCCAAAAGACUCAUUCAAAAUAUUCAGCACCUGCCUUUUGCAAAGGGAACUGUAAAUGAUAAAAAGGAAUGGAAUGCUGAAAUACUUCUAAAAGCUGAACAACCUUGUGAUAAAGAAGUUGCAGGACAGAGACAUCACAAAAAGGCAAAUAAUUUAAGUCAAGAUAUACAAGAUCCCUGCAAUACAAAUUGUUCCUUCCUACCUGAAUCCACCAUAAGUAGAAUGAGUGACAGUCAGUUUGCCACAUCCUUGGGUGACGUUUCAUGUUUGGCAAGUCCAAUCACCUUUGAAAAAAAUCUCCCCGGAUACAGGGAGCAUUCGGUGACUAACGGUCUUAAGGAGAAUUCAUCUGUGAAGUUGCAAAGCAACCUUCAGCCACGACAAAAUUCAGAAAGAGUGCCUAGUGACCUGGAACGCUCUGUGGACAUAACAUUGGCUGAAAUUGGAAUUGUAAAGGAGGAAUUAAGUACACGUGGCAAAGACUAUGGUCCAGAUGAACAGGUGUUGGAGGUUAACUUCAAUCUAAUGGAGGCUUUUGAUUUUAAUGACACGGACAAUGAAGACCUGUGUGAAAGAGGUGUGAAUCAGCUCAGUGAAGGAGACGUGCUUUCACAAAGUCCAGAUUGCUUAAAGGGAGAAGAUGUAGCACAAAAUAGUGCAUUGAGGCUUCCUGCUUGCUGUGAAGUAGUGACACACAGUAGAAGCGAAGUUGGAUGUUCAACAUUUGACGGUGAGAAUGAUGGAAGUCACAGCACUGGGGGUAUACCAUCGCAGCUUUGUGAUAACAAUGUCAGAGAUACAGGGGGAAUUGCAGAAGACUCUGCAAACCAGACCAGAAUUGAAGUGGAACUUCUGGGUGAUGGACACAACAUAAAAGAGAUUAAUGAAAGUCAGUUAAGUAUUGAAGGCCCAAACAGUGAGAAGGCUCUUGAUGGCUGUGCAGCGCAUACCGUUAACGAAAUGUCAUGGACAAAAACUGAGCACUCUGAUCUUUUGCCUCGUGACACAGAUGUUACUGAAUGUCACCCUAAAGCUAGAAUGUUUGAGAAAACUGAAAGUAUUUCAUGUAUUUCUACCAGCAGAAUAAUUUCUGCAAUGGACAAAAGGACUGAAGAAGAUGUUACACAGCAUGGAUGCAUGAAAUCCCCAGAUGUUGGUUUAAAACACUGCUGGGGCACCAAGAGUGAUGACAUUAAAGCAGAUAGUCCUUUGCUGGCUUUGUCACGAAAAUCAGAUCCUAGCUAUGGCUCGUUCCAAUAUAUUGCAGAAGACCAUCAAAAGGUACUCGGCAUUUCAUAUAAGGAAGAUACCCUCAUUUCCAGAAGUUCUGUCUGUCCUUUAGGGAAAAGCUGUUCAUCUCCAGAGGAAACAGCAAUAGGUGAAACUGAGUUUGAAAAUGUAGAGUGCAUGAAUGCUUUUCAUGAAGCCUGCAAAGGAGAAAGAAUAGAAAUGGAUUGCCUGAAAUACAUGGCAAUGACUGAAAAUUCAUCAGAUCUUCCUGAUUUGGUAAACAAUAUCGCUCUUUUAAGAGCUUUGACUCAACAUAGCACGGCAUUAGAAAGCUUACAAAAGAUGGAGGAAAAUAAUAGCAUAUUAUAUGAAGCAGAGACUUCUAAAGAGAUAUUUGAACCCCUUGUGAAAGAUGAAGCUAUAAAACAGUUUACAGAAAUGCCUUACUCAGAAAGUAUACAGGCAUCUUCCUGUUCAUACUUUGAUUCUUCUGACCUUAUGCCUGUUGCGUUUCAAGGGCACCAAGUAAAGGGAUCAGCAGCUAGUGAGAUAAUGUUGAGAGCUCCCUGCUCACAGCUAGGAUGGCAGCAGAACCCAUCUCCAGGUUCAAGAAGUCUUCAUGAGGAUGAUAUCAACUUUAUCAGAGAAGACAAGUUUCAAAAGAAGUCUAACAUUAUUAAAGAAUCGAGAGCAGAUCAGUCCUCACAGGAGAAAUCCAGCUAUCCAGAGGAAUGCAUCCCCUCAAGAGUCAAACCCACAGUUAAAACACGAACUCCCUUUGUCACUCUUCCUGCCACGGAGAAGUUUCCUGAUGUGGUUUGUCCAGCUGACAGUGAAGAGGUCCAGCAACCUUUCAGCUCUUCAGUAGUCCAUUUAGGCAACAAGUCAGCAAUAUUUCCUAUUAGUGCUUUUGGCCCUGAGGACAGAAAUUAUGAAACCUCUGUGUUUGGAGAGUAUACGGAAGGCAGACAAAGGGAAUCCAUACAGCCAGCGUUCCCUAAUGUGACUUCACACUAUAGACAAAGCAAGUGGCUAAAAUACCAAAACAGUGCUCAGUGUGACUUGAUAACUCAAAACAGCGACAGUGGGGAAGCGGACGAUGACAUCUGUGCUGAGAACGUCCUUGGAAUGCUGCUGGGUGACACAGGAGAGAGCAGCACUGUGAAUAAAAGCGCUCCUGGCUCUCCACCUCUACUGACAGCAAAGAGCAUGCUUGGUAAAUGCUGUGGAAAUACCAGCAACCAAGAUUUGAUUUCAGAGAGGAAGUUACUUUCUCUGCACUUCAGUCAGACACCUUUGGCUGAAGCUACACAAAAGGUGUUAAGUCAUCUGAGCUGCCACACUGUAACAGGAGACGGCCAGGAUGUAACGAUUUCUGAGUUGUCUUUUCCUAAUGUGGAUAAAGUAAAAUAUGCUAAUCUUCCUAAAAGAAAGAUUUCCAUACCAACUGUGUUUCAGUCUUAUGUUCACUACAAACAGAUUUUUAGAGCUGCUCUGACAGAGCAAUUAAACAUAAUGCUAUUUGAGUUGUCACAAAGAUUACACAAUGCUCUUUCAAAAGUGGAUAUAUCUUUUUACACUUCAUUGAAAGAUGGGCAAAGUGAGAGCAAAGCAAGCUGCGUUCCGCUCUGCAAUCAUAUGCAUCCUGCUAAGCUUGUUAUGGUUAAAAAAGAAGGUCAAAACAAGGGUCGCUUGUUCUAUGCCUGUGAUGCCCCAAAAGCUGAGCAGUGUUCAUUCUUCAAGUGGAUAGAAGACAUUAACCCCGCGCAGAUAAAAUCGACACCUAGUGUAGUGCUUCAUGAUAUAAAAAGUAUUGGGACAUACCUCAGAAGUCAAAAGAUUUCUCUCUAUGAGGGAUGCCAGCUUUUGGUGAGGAAAGCCUUUGAAAUUCAAACACAGCGGUGUAGUAAGUUCAAGAAAUUUAUGAACACACCUGCUGGAUUUGAUGGUGAUACCAAAAACAAAUUAUACCUCAGACUAAGCAGAAGGGAGCAUUAUUCUGUCUAUAGCAAAGAUGAUAUUUGGGUUGUUUCGAAGACUCUGAACUUUGAUACCCUUGAUACUUUCAUUGCAAGUAGUGCUUUCUUUGGACCAUCCUCCAACAGUGAAGUAGAAUUGCUACCACUGAAAGGCUACUGUCCCUCCAACUGGCAAUCAAAUACGUUAGUUCAUGCCUUGCUGGUUUGUAAUGCUAGUGGUGAGCUUACAUCUUUAAGAAAUAUGGAGGAGCACUUCAAUCCAUCUACGUUACCACUAAUACCACAUCUACUAAAAAUGAAUUUUCACUCUGAAAAUGCUACUAAUAGAGUCAACAAAAGAAAAUUUAUUCCACCUGCCAUCAGCCUGAAACACACCAUGAUGUAUGGACCUGUCAGCACUGAAGUGGCAAUGGGACUAGCUAAAAAGAUGAUCCAAACAUUCUCGUUGAACCCAGACCAAGCUACAUCACUGGUUCAGAUAGCUCAGAUGAUGACCUCAUGUGAAAAUAUCAAACCGGUGGAAGAACAUCAGAUCUUCCCUAUCACAAUCAUACGUGGUGUGUUUGGAGCUGGAAAGAGCUAUCUGCUGUCUGUUGUGAUCUUGUUCCUAGUACAGCUCUUCAAAAGCAGUGAAGCUACAGAGGGUCCAAAGCCAGCUCCGUGGAAACUUCUGAUUGCUUCUUCCACCAACAUUGCUGUUGACAGGAUACUGCUGGGUCUACUUGAUCUUGGAUUUGAGGAUUUUAUCAGAGUGGGCAGUAUUAGGAAAAUCACCAAAGCAAUUCUUCCCUAUAGUUUACAUGCUGGCUCAGGAAAUGAAAAUGAGCAGUUAAAAGAACUGCUUGCUCUCAUGAAAGAAGAUUUAACUCCAGCUGAAAAAAUAUACGUGAGGAAGAGUAUUGAGCAACAUAAACUGGGGACCAAUAAAACUAUACUGCAACAGGUGAAAGUGGUCGGGGUGACCUGUGCUGCCUGCCCGUUCCCUUGCCUGAAUACUCUUAAGUUUCCUGUAGUGAUGCUGGAUGAGUGCAGUCAGAUGACUGAACCUGCUUCUCUCCUUCCUGUUGCAAGGUUUCAGUGUGAAAAGCUAGUCCUUGUUGGAGACCCUAAGCAACUACCGCCAACUAUUCAAGGCUCUGAGAGUGUUCAUGAAAAGGGGUUGGAGCAGACUCUCUUUGACCGGCUUUGCUUAAUGGGACAUAAACCAAUACUACUUCGGACACAGUACCGAUGUCACCCUGCUAUUAGUGCCAUAGCCAACGAGCUGUUCUAUAAAGGAAAUCUGAUAGACGGUGUUUCCGAGAAGGAUAGAAGUCCUUUAUUGGAUUGGCUUCCAACACUGUGUUUCUAUAGUGUUAACGGCAUAGAGCAAAUUGAAAGAGACAACAGCUUUUGUAACAUGGCAGAAGCCCAUUUUACAGUCAAGCUCGUCCAGUCUCUGAUGGCAAGUGGCAUAGAAGGAUCUGCAGUUGGUGUGAUUACUCUUUAUAAAUCACAGAUGUGUAAGAUUCAGAACUUGCUUAGCAGCGUACGCUCUGAGGCUUUCGAAACGAAAGCUGUCCAGGUGUCCACUGUGGACGCAUUCCAAGGAGCCGAGAAGGAGAUCGUUGUUUUGUCAUGCGUAAGAACAAGGCAAAUCGGGUUCAUAGACUCAGAAAAGAGAAUGAACGUUGCACUAACAAGAGCAAAGAGGCAUUUGUUGAUGGUUGGCAAUCUGGCCUGUUUAAGCAGGAACAGACUGUGGGGAAGAGUAAUUCAUCACUGCAGAGGAUGGGAAAACGGAUUGCAACAUGCAAGGCAGUGUGAGCAGCAGCUAAACAACAUUCUGCAGUGCUAUUUGGAGAAGCGGAAGGAAGAGGAACAGAACAAGAAAAAGGAAAAGUAAAGCCCGUGCCUG